CUGCUCCUUGGUGUAUAUAUAUAAUGCUUGUUGAGGUUUGUUUGGAGAAACAAAACAAGGCUCGGAUACUGGAGGGGUAGAGGAUUUUGUUGACUUGAGGGCAAACAUGAAGUACAUGAAGAGGCCUAUGAUCCUUUUGGUUCCAUAUCCAGCACAGGGGCAUGUCACUCCUCUGCUUAAGCUGGCUUCAUGCUUGGUUACCCAAGGAUUCAUGCCGGUUAUGAUCACCCCGGAAUUCAUUCACCGUCAAAUUGCACCUAGAGUCGAUGCUAAGGACGGGAUUUUGUGCAUGUCCAUACCAGAUGGAGUGGAUGAGGACUUGCCCCGUGAUUUUUUCACCAUAGAGAUGACUAUGGAGAACACCAUGCCAGUUUAUUUGGAGCGCCUAAUUCGGAAGCUUGAUGAAGAUGGGCGAGUUGUAUGUAUGGUUGUUGAUUUGCUAGCAUCUUGGGCUAUAAAGGUAGCCGAUCAUUGUGGGGUACCUGCAGCAGGAUUUUGGCCUGCCAUGCUUGCCACUUACGGGUUGAUUUCAGCCAUACCUGAACUCAUCAGGACAGGCCUCAUUUCUGAAACUGGAAUUCCAGAGGAACAGCGUAAAAUAUGCUUUCUACCUUGUCAGCCUGAGCUAAGCACUGAAGAUCUACCUUGGUUGAUUGGAACAUUUACAGCCAAAAGAGCAAGAUUCGAAUUCUGGACAAGAACCUUUGCACGAGCAAAAACUCUUCCUUGGAUCCUUGUUAAUUCCUUUCCGGAGGAAUGCAGCGAUGGUAAACUACAAAAUCAACUGAUCUAUAGCCCUGGAGAUGGUCCACGUCUUCUCCAAAUUGGACCUUUGAUUAGGCAUGCCGCAAUAAGAACCCCUAGCUUAUGGGAGGAAGAUUUUAAUUGCUUGGAUUGGCUAGAACAACAGAAGCCCUGCACAGUUGUCUAUAUUUCAUUUGGAAGUUGGGUUAGCCCAAUUGGGGAACCAAGGGUAAGAGAUUUAGCAUUAGCACUUGAAGCAUCUGGAAGGCCAUUCAUUUGGGUACUAAGGCCUAACUGGCGUGAAGGUUUGCCAGUUGGAUAUUUGGAGAGGGUGUCAAAACAAGGAAAAGUUGUUUCAUGGGCACCUCAAAUGGAGUUGCUGCAGCACGAGGCUGUAGGGUGUUAUCUCACACAUUGUGGGUGGAAUUCUACCUUAGAGGCUAUACAGUGCCAGAAGCGUCUUCUGUGCUAUCCAGUUGCAGGUGACCAGUUCGUGAAUUGUGCCUACAUUGUCAACGUAUGGCAAAUAGGAGUAAGGAUUCAUGGGUUCGGACAGAGAGAUUUAGAAGAAGGCAUGAGGAAGGUAAUGGAGGAUAGUGAAAUGAACAAAAGGUUGUCCAAACUAAAUGAGAGAAUUAUGGGAGAGGAGGCUGGUUUGAGAGUUAUGACUAACAUCACUACCUUCACUGAUAAUCUCAAAAAGCACGUGGUUAAUUGAAUCUACCUCCCAUUAAAUCUGUUCAUGGUCUUAAUUCCACUUUCUUCCUAGACAGGUUGUCAGAAAAAGAUGUCAAUCCAAUGUACAAAGUGAUUGAAGUUACAAUAAUGAAGCAACUUGUUCUAAAUAA
This is a messenger RNA of Vitis vinifera (wine grape), 1592 nucleotides long. Its product is annotated as UDP-glycosyltransferase 82A1. Lineage: Eukaryota; Viridiplantae; Streptophyta; Magnoliopsida; Vitales; Vitaceae. Gene Ontology annotation, molecular function: UDP-glycosyltransferase activity. The record is from RefSeq and is a predicted model, not a curated record. The transcript is spliced from 2 exons. Bases 107 to 1462 code for a protein of 451 amino acids.